UGGUCCGUCUCCCCGUCCUUUCGACGCCGCUCAGGCCUCAGACGCUCUUCAGUCAUUACUCACUAGUAGUCACUAGCCAGUAUUGUAUUAUAGCACCUGCACAACCGUUGGCGUCGCGUCCAUCUGCUCUCAACGCCACCGCGUUACAAAUGUGCAGCGGACAUUAAUAAUCGUUUUUUUUUCGACCGUUUUUCAUCCCCUCGGCCGGCCAAACGUGUGCGCGGUAGUCGAGUGUCUCAGUUCGUGCGCGUGCAUCCCAAAAUUAUUACACUGUUCUUACGCGAUUGUGCAACCCGCUAGACGUUUGCGAGUGUUGUUUGCUGCCGAUAUACCGACGCGUCGUGUUUUCAGAACUACCGCAACAAGAUGGUGUCCGGAAAAACUAUGAACGUGAGAGUGACCACAAUGGACGCCGAGCUGGAAUUUGCUAUCCAGCAAACUACCACCGGCAAACAGCUAUUCGACCAGGUAGUAAAAACCAUUGGAUUGAGGGAGGUAUGGUUUUUCGGCCUGCAGUACACUGACAACAAAGGCGAUAUGACUUGGAUCAAACUGUAUAAAAAGGUCAUGAGCCAAGAUGUUAAGAAAGAAAAUCCACUUCAAUUCAAGUUCCGAGCCAAAUUUUAUCCAGAAGAUGUCGCAGAAGAACUUAUACAAGAUAUUACUUUGAGAUUAUUUUACUUACAGGUGAAAAAUGCUAUUUUAUCCGAUGAAAUUUACUGUCCAUCAGAAACAUCUGUAUUACUCGCUUCAUAUGCUGUUCAAGCAAGGCAUGGUGAUUACAACAAACUCACUCAUACACCUGGUUUUCUUACCAAUGAUCGUUUAUUACCACAACGUGUUAUGGAUCAACAUAAAAUGACACGUGAAGAAUGGGAGUCUAGCAUUACUACAUGGUGGCAUGAACAUAGAGGCAUGAUGCGAGAAGAUGCCAUGAUGGAAUAUUUGAAAAUUGCCCAAGAUCUUGAAAUGUAUGGAGUUAACUACUUUGACAUUCUCAACAAAAAAGGAACUGAAUUAUUUUUGGGUGUUGAUGCCCUAGGUCUAAAUAUAUAUGAAAAGGAUGAUAAAUUAACUCCAAAGAUUGGCUUUCCUUGGUCAGAAAUCCGUAAUAUUUCAUUCAACGAUAGAAAGUUUAUUAUAAAACCUAUUGAUAAGAAAGCUCCUGACUUUGUAUUCUUUGCACCACGUGUUCGUAUUAACAAACGUAUUUUAGCUCUUUGCAUGGGAAAUCAUGAAUUAUACAUGAGGAGACGUAAGCCUGAUACUAUUGAUGUGCAACAAAUGAAAGCCCAAGCAAGGGAAGAAAAACUUGCCAAACAACAACAAAGAGAGAAACUUCAACUAGAAAUAGCUGCUAGAGAAAAAGCUGAAAAGAAACAUCAAGAAUAUGAAGAACGUUUGAAAGUCAUGCAAGCAGAAAUUUCUAAACGUGAACAAGAUUUGCUCAGUGCUCAAGAUAUGAUUCGUCGUUUAGAAGACCAGUUGAAUAAACUUCAACUAGCUAAAGAAGAACUUGAACAAAGACAAAAUGAACUUCAAAAAAUGAUGGAACGCUUAGAAGAAUCAAAGAACAUGGAAGCAGCAGAAAGAGCCAAAUUAGAAGAAGAGAUCAAAGCUAAACAAGAAGAAGUUAUGCGUAUUCAAUCUGAAGUUGAAACUAAAGAUGAAGAAACAAGACGUUUACAAGAGGAAGUUGAAGAGGCGAGACGUAAACAAGAAGAGGCUGCAGCUGCAGCACUUGCUGCUGCUGCAACCCCCAAGCAUCAUCAUGUAACAGAAAAUGAAAAUGAGGAUAAUGAUGAAAUGGUCAAUGGUCAUGAAACACAAGAUUUAGAUACUGACAUGGAUAUUGUUGAUCCAGUAGAGGAACGCCGUACCCUCGCUGAGCGUAACGAACGACUUCAAGAUCAAUUAAAGAUGUUGAAACAAGACUUAGCUCAAUCACGAGAUGAUACCAAGGAGACUGCCAUGGAUAAAAUUCACCGUGAAAAUGUACGCCAGGGACGAGACAAAUAUAAAACUCUGCGUGAAAUUAGAAAGGGCAAUACAAAGCGCCGAGUUGAUCAGUUUGAAAACAUGUAAAUUCAUGCUCAUACUGUACAGGGUAGUUAUUCAAUAUAUGCUUAAAAAGCCUGUAAGUCCAAGAUCAUUAUGUGUCCAAAGUUGCAUGACCAUUUUACAUCUUGGUCUGUAAUUAUGAUUAUUAUUAAAUUACUAUUUAUUAAGGUUGUAAUAACAAAAAUGGUUGAACAAGUUAUGUAAAAUUUUUUUUUUUAAUUUAGCUAGUUUUUAUUAAAUUUAUUAUUUCUUUAAUUUUUAAGAACCUUUAUUUAUUGAAGUAUAGUUUUAUUGUUUAGCAUAAUAAUUGCUUAUAAUAAAAUUAUAUUUAUGUGCCCAGUAAAAUGUAAUCAUGCACUCAAGCAGGACGUCAUAUUACUAUUUAUCAAUCACUCCUUUCACAUUCCAAAAACAAAGGGAGGGGCACUUAAUUCUUUCUGCUCAAUAUCUUUGUCUUAAAUAAAAACACGAACAAUAUUUAAAGCCUAACACUAUUUUAUUAUUAUUAUUGUUAUACGAUUAUACUUGAUUUAUUUAUUAUUAUACAUUUCUUUUAUUAUUAUUAUUAACAUACAAAAGCUUUGAAACAAUUAAUUAUAAUUAUUAUUUUAUAAUAAUAAAUGAUUCUAUUUUGUGGUCUUUUAUAGACCAGUAUUA
Molecule: messenger RNA, 2718 nt
Organism: Aphis gossypii (cotton aphid)
Lineage: Eukaryota; Metazoa; Arthropoda; Insecta; Hemiptera; Aphididae
Gene: Moe
Product: moesin/ezrin/radixin homolog 1
Exons: 10
Coding region: 367-2085 (572 amino acids)
Biological process (GO): regulation of cell shape; regulation of organelle assembly; positive regulation of early endosome to late endosome transport
Cellular component (GO): adherens junction; plasma membrane; microvillus
Molecular function (GO): actin binding; cell adhesion molecule binding
Source: RefSeq, a predicted model, not a curated record